AUGUUUGUUUUGAGCUCUCCAAACAAGGACAACUUCAAAGGAUGGGAGAAGCAGUGGGGAGCAAGGCGUAUCAUAAUGAAUUGCCCUGAGACGAGUGAACUAAAGGCGAGGUGUGUGUGGAUUAACCGCGAUGAACCAGAGGAGAAGCAAGAGAAAGAAUGGAGAGAAAUCGAGGAGCGUAUAGAGCAUAUAGGACCACUUCCCCGCCACAUUUUUACUGAAGAUGAUUUCAGUAAGCGUGUCGACGAGAUUGAAUUGGCAUUGAAGGAAAUCACCCAAACAAACGCUGAUACGUACAGGAGCUUAAGUAGUAGCACUGGCUCGCAAGGGGGGAACCCGUGCCACAAGCUUGUGAAUAUCGUACGGGGCAAUCAGUGUUCCAAAUCCGAGGUAUGCGACAACGAGCCACUUUCACAAGCAAUAUUCGUGGAUAUAAUGGCUCGGGUGUCUCACCUUUCUAUUUCAUAUACAGUCCUGCAGGCCAUCAUGAUCCCCAUUGAUAGAAUGUUGCCUAUCGCCUUGGAAAUGCUUGGAGUUACUUCGUUUAUUUACAGAACCUUCGUUGAUUCUGUAUCUAGGAAACUGACAACGAUUCCUCUCCCAUUGAACCGAGCGGGGAGAGAUUGCAUUUUGAAAUUGAGCAGCGGGGUACAUCCUACCCGGGUAGGGGUUAUACCGCUCCUUUCUGAGUUAAAUCAAAAUCAAAAUCAAAAUCGAAAUCAAAAUCGAAAUCAAAAUCGAAAUCAAAAUCAAAAUCAAAAGCCAUCAAUAGAAGCUGGUGUGCUGUAUAUCCCAAAAAGCAGAAACUUCCCAGUGGUAGAUGGUUUAUUUUUUGUCGAAACAGAUAAUCAACGAAGGAUGAUGGUUUGCCUCCAGACGACUAUUUCAGCGGCACACGACACAACGGCUAGUAAGGUGGUGAGCUUUAUGAAAUAUAUGAGUGCUGCAUUUGAUAAUUGGGGAACAUACUCAGAAAACAUGUCCUGGGAGAUCAUUUACAUACAGGCAACAGACAGUUCGACUUUAGAUAGAUGGCAACGAUGUGAUAUUUCUGAACAACCAGCCACACAUGAGGAGAAUAAUGCAGCCGAAUUUUGGGAAGCGAAUGUUUUUCAAUACGCAGUAAAAAUAUCAACUCAAGAUUUUCCUCUUGAAUUGCGCUUGUGA
Molecule: messenger RNA, 1167 nt
Organism: Trypanosoma grayi
Lineage: Eukaryota; Euglenozoa; Kinetoplastea; Trypanosomatida; Trypanosomatidae
Product: retrotransposon hot spot (RHS) protein
Exons: 1
Coding region: 1-1167 (388 amino acids)
Source: RefSeq, a predicted model, not a curated record